Molecule: messenger RNA, 2331 nt
Organism: Bufo gargarizans (Asiatic toad)
Lineage: Eukaryota; Metazoa; Chordata; Amphibia; Anura; Bufonidae
Product: E3 ubiquitin/ISG15 ligase TRIM25-like
Exons: 2
Coding region: 15-1646 (543 amino acids)
Molecular function (GO): zinc ion binding; protein binding
Source: RefSeq, a predicted model, not a curated record
CUUGUCUGGACCGAAUGGUGAAGAUGAGGCGAAUAUCUACAUCAGAGGAGGCAUCACCUGGAGGCCCUGGAUGUGAGAGAAUGGCGUCUGCUGACCUGAGGGCCGAGCUGGACUGCUCCAUCUGCCUGAGCCUCUAUACAGACCCCGUAUCCCUGAGAUGUGGACAUAACUUCUGCCGCUCCUGUAUUGUGAGUGCGCUGGAUGCGCAGGAGGCAGCUGGAGUGUAUUCCUGUCCUGACUGCAGAGCAGAAUAUCCGGAGCGUCCGGCCCUGGAGAAGAACAGGAAGCUGGGGAACAUAGUGGAGCAUUUCUUAUCUGCCCGGCCUGAUAUGGAGGAUACCGGGAUCUUCUGUACUUAUUGCGAUUCUCCAGUACCGGCUGUGAGGACAUGUCUGCAGUGUGAGGCCUCAUUCUGUGAAAAGCACUUGAGUAGACACAGUAAGUCAUCAGAACAUACUUUAGUUGAACCCACUGCUACCCCGAAGGAGAGAAAAUGUUCCACACACAAGGAGGUGCUGAAAUACUAUUGUCCUAUAGACGCUGCCUGUAUCUGUGUGUCCUGCUGUCUGGUUGGGGAGCACAGGGGACAUGACGUGGAGCUACUGGACGUGGCCUCUGAGAAGAAGAAAGAAAAACUGAGGAAAUAUUUGAAGGAACUAAACCCACAAAAAGCAGAUAUUCAGGCAAGACUCCACAAUCUGCAGGAUCGUCAGAGGAAUAUCCAGGAGAAGGCCUCUGAUAAGAGGAAGAAUGUCAGGAAGUUAUUUAUGGACAUUAAGAAGCAACUGGAAAUGGCAGAAAAGAAAGCGCUGAGCGAGAUCUCCAGGCAGGAGGAGAAGAUUGUGUCCCAGAUAUCUGAUCUGAUCAAGAAGCUGGAAAUAGAGGAGGACGAGCUGUCCAGGAAGAUGCGUCACGUGGAGGAGAUGUGUCAUGUCACCGACCCAAUAAGACUCCUACAAGAAAGUGACAUUACAGUACGUGGUCAUGGAGAUGAUGAGGACACAGGAGGAGAUGGUGGAGAGGGCAGGUCUGAGGAUGAUCUGGAUGAGGUUCUGAUCUCACUGACCUUACACCGAUCUAUGAGGGAUAUUGUCACCAAUGUCAGAUCAGAGCUCGGGCUCCAUGUUCCAGACAUAUUGCUGGAUGAGGACACUGCCCAUAGAUAUUUGAAGAUAUCAGAAGAUCGGAAAACAGCAACAGAUUCAGAGAAAGAAGAACAGGAUAGACCAGAAUCACCAGAAAGGUUUCUGAUCUACCCCCAGGUGUUAAGCAGAUGUGGCCUCUCCUCAGAUAGACAUUACUGGGAGCUAGAGUGGAACCUGAUAGGAGAAUGUGGUGUCGGACUGUCCUAUCCCAGUAUAGAAAGGGAAGGAGAUGAGUCUGGUAUUACAUAUAAUGAAAAAUCUUGGUGUCUGGUUAUGUCUGAUACAGUAUGUGCAGCGUAUCACAACUCAGCCAUAUUACCCCUCAAUAUAAAUUCAUGUCCUAGACUUGGUGUCUUCUUAGACUAUGAGGCCGGGCGUCUGUCCUUCUAUCAGCUGUGUGACCCCAUCAGACACUUACACACCUUCACCUCCUCCUUCUCUGAACCCCUACAUGUUGCCUUCUAUAUGCAGGAUGAAGCCUCUGUUAGAAUAAUAAGCUGAGGUCGAUGCGUCCACGUCCCGUUAUAAUGUCCGUCUAUAAGUCACUAUAUAGCGCUGUAUGGGCGGAGCCUCCGAUCAUACAAUGUAUAUGGCGGCUCCAUUGGUGGAUGUUUUUGUCAUCCUUGGAGAUCGGAUGCAAAAUUGAUUCUUGAGUUGGCGUAAGACUGAUAAUUGUCCAGAAUUUAAAGAAAUAUUCCCAUCUCAUAAAGUCCUGGUAUAUAGAUAGGAGAGGACAUCCCUUCCUUGACUCCAGGAUCCCCACUGGUCCUGGGAAUAAAAGGACCACAGUGCUGGUUUGGUGAAGUGUCCUCUUUAAAGUUAGUUUAUCUCCUAUCCAUUCUGCUUUCCCCAAACAAUAAAGGAGGAGUCAGUUCUGGGGAUGGGGUCCCAACAAAUCAGAAAGUGAUGGGAUAUUCUAUAUACAGUAUAUACUACCACUGUGUGAGAUGGGGAAACCUCUUUAAGCUGAGCCCGCAAUAUCUACAGCAGCUUCAGGGGACACAAGUGAUGUGUGAAGCUCUUUGUCUAUAUUCACAUUACUCAGGGAUUUGUAAAGCUGCAGGAGACGUUACAUGGUCGUUACUAGUGAUGAGCGGGAGGUGCCAUAUUUGAUUUCAUGAUAUUUCGCGAAUAUUCGAUAGAAUAUUCGUCGAAAUCGAAUAUUCGUAAUUUUUCUAUUUAUCGC